AAACUUCUCUUCUAAUUUGGCUGUACCUUCGUGUAACACCAAGAGUUUUCCUUCUAGGUUGGCACAAUUUUCCAUGAGCUUUCCUUCUAGGUUGGCAAAAUUUUCCACUAGCCUAUUUUCUAACUUGGCUGAGUUUUCUGAAAGAUCGCCACAAUUUUCCAAGAGCUUUCCUGCUAGGUUGGCACAAUUUUCCACGACCUUGUUUUCUAACUUGGUAGAAAGGAUUUGCAGCAUUAAACCAAUAUCCCCUGCACCGGUAAAAAUGAAAAUGUCCGGGUCCUCACCUUCCUUAAUCAGUGCUUGACGAAGCCGCAAUUCUGCUUUCUUUCCAGCCGUGUCGCACUCUCUGUCCUCCAGCUCUUUCUUUAAAUCGGCAAUUUUCUAACCAAC
This is a messenger RNA of Acanthoscelides obtectus, 390 nucleotides long. NCBI's taxonomy places the organism in Eukaryota, Metazoa, Arthropoda, Insecta, Coleoptera, Chrysomelidae. The record is from the annotation of a GenBank genome assembly.